GAGCCAGAUGCCUGAGGCCACAUUUUUAAGCUGUCCCAAGCCAACUCCUACUUUCAAUGCUUAAGUACUUUACCUUCAGUCCUGAUUGCUGGUCCUCAUCUUUCAACAUGGCACAAACACGACUGUUCGUGCUCCUCAUUGUCACUAUUCUUCUACUAGAUCAAAUUAGAGGACAAUCAUCAAAAUUAAAGACUCGGAAAGACCGCAGAAUAAAAGAAAAAGAAAAGGACGGUGAUUUGAAGACCCAAAUUGACAAGCUAUGGAGGGAGAUUAAUUCCCUAAAGGAAAUGCAAGCAUUGCAAACAGUGUGCUUGCGCGGAAUCAAGAUUUAUAAAAAAUGCUACUUGGCAUUCGAAGAAACUAAACACUUCCAUGAGGCCAAUGAGGAUUGUAUUGCAAAAGGAGGAACCUUAGCGAUCCCCAGAGAUGCAGACGAGAACAGUGCUCUCCGUGAUUAUGCAAAAAAAAGCCUUCCAGGCACAGGGGACUUCUGGUUAGGCAUCAACGAUAUGGUGAAUGAAGGAAAAUUUGUAGAUGUUAACGGGAUUGUGAUUACGUACUUUAAUUGGGAUCGUCCACCGAAUGGAGGCAAGCGCAAAAACUGUGCCCUCUUGACUCAUGCUUCUCAAGGAAAAUGGGCGGAUGAAGUUUGUCGCAGUUUAAAGAAAUAUGUUUGUGAAUUUAUUAUUCCGUAAAAAGACUGUGAUAAGAAGGUUGUGAUGGUCAUUGAUGAAAUGUUUACCGGAUAUGUAUUUUGAACUCUAAAAAUUUAGAUAUUCAUGUGGAAUCAUCACCUAAGAGUCUUAAAGGGGUUUAUUCACUAAAGAGUAAUUUGCAGUGAAUUUACAAGCAAAUUGGAAUUUAGGGUGACGUAGCGGAUUUGAAAAAAAAUCUCAAACUUUAAGUUAGUACAAUUCAAUGUUUACUAAAUAUAACCCUAAGAUUUUUAACUCUGUCAAAAAGACGAUUUUUAAACCAGUUUCUAAGGCACAUUUAAUAAUGAUUGGGACACAUUUUUAUAGGAUUAACAUUUUUACAUAGUUU
Messenger RNA from Pelobates fuscus (common spadefoot toad), 1044 nucleotides. RefSeq names its product C-type lectin domain family 3 member A (gene CLEC3A). Gene Ontology annotation, biological process: ossification. The coding region runs from base 57 to 695 and encodes 212 amino acids. The transcript has 3 exons. The record is from RefSeq and is a predicted model, not a curated record. NCBI's taxonomy places the organism in Eukaryota, Metazoa, Chordata, Amphibia, Anura, Pelobatidae.